Messenger RNA from Cladocopium goreaui, 1668 nucleotides. The record is from the annotation of a GenBank genome assembly. Lineage: Eukaryota; Dinophyceae; Suessiales; Symbiodiniaceae.
AUGGCGCUCAAAUCCGGUGUAUUCGCUUGCCUCAUCCUUGCAUUGUGCGUGAGCUGCACCGUCAUGGCACAGCGCAUCGGCAAGGACAUCGUGACUAUGAAAUCAGAGCCAGACCAAAACACGCUGAACGUCCAGAUUGAGAAGCUGCAAGUAUGGAAUUUCAGCAAGUAUGCCAAGUGCGCAGUGCGACAAAGACCUGCGCGCAUGGGAGGGCUCCCAAUCUCAGAGGAGCAGUAUGUGGUGCUUGCAGAGCGGGCUCUGAAGAUUUGGUACGCUGUGAUUUUGGCGCACCCCAUGAAAAACUCGAAUUAUUCUCCCAGUGAAGAGCUGGACCUUGUGUGGCAUUGCCAUAUUUUGGACAUGCGCAACUACGCCGACUUCCAGCAACAGCUGGGGACAGAAAUUGGGCAUGUGCCAGAUGAGGAAACAAACGAUCUGGCACAGUGUGGCAUGCGCGUGAAAGGCUUCCUGGAAGAGAAGGAGGAAGGGCCCUUGGAACGCUCAGGCCAUUCCUGGUUCCACGCGAGGACCCUGGCCCCGGAGGAAAUCUCCGGCACGUCGGAAGAGAAGAUCUCAGGUUCCGCCAGCUCUGCGGUGGCCGAGACCCAGGUGAGCUGCCGGCCCAGCAUUUGCUCCGUGACUUUGUGUAGACGUUGGUUUUCUUGCUUCCCUUCGGAGAGCCAUGGCUACGAAGAGCCCGCCUUGGAGGUGUCAAAAGUGUAUGAAGAUUCUCAAAGGCAUCGCGGACGAGGACGUGGACAACAUCGAGAUCAUCCAGAAACGCAAGGCCUGACACCUGUGGCAACUUUGCCUCCACCUCCGCCGAUUCCCAUCAAAGGAGAUGGAAAGGGCUAUGGAAAUGCAGUUGGGCAGUAUGGGCAGGGCAUUUUGUCGCCUCCUCCUGCACCUGCAACCUUGGUUGCCCAGAUGCCAUCCUCGCUUUCGAAUCAAGCAGUUGGACACCCGGAUGUGACUCGGGUACAUCAUGCUGGUGGAGAAACGGCCAUGUAUGCGCCAACUCCUGCCCAACCUUCGGAAGCCGAAGUUCGCUUGCAAUCUCUUCUCAAAGAAUUGCGUCAGGCACCGGAAGAGUCGUUGACGCCAGGAUUGCAAGCAGAGAUGCAAAAGAAUGCAAGACGCGACGACAAGAUCAUGAACAAGGGCCUGGAGACUGCAGUCAAGGAGUUGGGACAUGCUCGACGUGCACUUUCCAAUGUUCUUGCGUACCGCACCAAGUUGGUAUCCGACUGGCGAGUCUUCCUCCAGCAGAGUGUCAUCACAUGGAGAGAGUACACAUCCAUGUUUCAAGCUCAAGAACAAGCGCUCCAAGAGAAGCUGACUCAGGCAAACGAAGCUUUGUCGACAGCCAAGCGCAACUUCCACGAGCAAUCACAGUUCCUCAAGGAGGAAGAGAUACAGGAGAUUACUGGGGAGGAGCGAGACACACCUGGAGCAGACGCAGACAUGCAGUUCGAAGCCACGAAGCGUAUCCAUGCGGGCUUGACAGAAGUGGUAGACAACUUGCAAGGUCUGGCCGAGAAAGCAGAGAUCGAAGAGCAGCAAGCCAAAAGACAGAAAAAGAAGGCCGAAGAGGAAGUUGUGGCGGCAGAUGGGGACGCUGCUUCCUUUCCCUCUAUGCAGCCUUUUGGCCGGCCCGGCAAUCAGUGA